Molecule: messenger RNA, 2744 nt
Organism: Chenopodium quinoa (quinoa)
Lineage: Eukaryota; Viridiplantae; Streptophyta; Magnoliopsida; Caryophyllales; Amaranthaceae
Product: mitogen-activated protein kinase 9-like
Exons: 11
Coding region: 271-2121 (616 amino acids)
Biological process (GO): intracellular signal transduction; protein phosphorylation
Cellular component (GO): cytoplasm; nucleus
Molecular function (GO): ATP binding; MAP kinase activity
Source: RefSeq, a predicted model, not a curated record
UAAACCAAUAAUUAACAAAAAUAUUUAACAUUUUAAGACCAAUUCAUCGUAUAACGCGGCGAAUAAUUCUCUAGAUUCUCUCUCCUCUCUCAAACCCCUCUUCCCUCUUUCUUCAUCUCCGACCCCUUCGCUCAACUUCUUCAAUUUUAGUGAGAGAAAAACACAGAAUUAAGAGAAUAUCAUAUCAUAUAUUAGAUUACUUAAUUUAAUUUAAUUAAAAUUAAUUAGAGUUAUAAAAAAAAAAAAAAUUAGUUUGUGGGUUGGGGUUAUAUGGGGAAUGGAACAUUGGUGGAUGGGGUUCGUCGAUGGUUUUCUCGUCGAGGAGUUGUUGUUGCUAAUAAUAGUUAUAAAUUAGAUGAGUCAAUUAAUAAUAAUAAUAGUAGUAAUAGUAGUAGCAGUAGACAGGUGUCUGUGAUUUCCGAAUUCAGCGGCAAACAGAUUAAUAAUCAUUCUUCAUCAAAACAACAAGGAGAAGAAGAAGAACAACAAGAGUUUAAUAUUGAAUUUGACUUUGAUCUUUCUGGGUUGAAACCUAUCAAAGUUCCUAAACGUGCUCCUACUUCUCGUUUUCCUCUUCCAAUGGAUCCUCACAAGAAGAGUGCACUGGAAAAUGAUUUCUUCACAGAGUAUGGAGAGGCAAGCCGUUACCAAGUUCAAGAAAUUAUUGGGAAAGGAAGUUAUGGUAUUGUUGGUUCAGCUGUUGAUACUCAUACAGGAGAAAAAGUAGCUAUUAAGAAGAUCAAUGAUGUCUUUGAGCAUGUUUCUGAUGCCACCAGGAUACUGAGGGAAAUCAAGCUCCUACGGCUGCUUCGUCAUCCAGAUGUUGUAGAAAUAAAGCACAUUAUGCUCCCCCCUUCUCGAAGAGAAUUUAAAGAUAUCUAUGUAGUUUUCGAGCUGAUGGAAUCUGAUUUGCACCAAGUAAUAAAAGCAAAUGAUGAUUUGACUCCUGAACACUACCAAUUUUUCUUGUAUCAGCUUCUACGAGGAUUGAAAUAUGUACAUACAGCAAAUGUUUUCCAUCGAGAUUUGAAGCCUAAAAACAUCCUUGCUAAUGCGGACUGCAAGCUUAAAAUAUGUGACUUUGGCCUUGCUCGCGUUUCAUUUAAUGAUGCCCCAUCAGCUAUCUUUUGGACGGACUAUGUUGCAACUAGAUGGUAUCGUGCUCCAGAACUCUGUGGCUCUUUUUUCUCUAAGUAUACACCAGCAAUUGAUAUCUGGAGCAUAGGAUGUAUAUUUGCAGAAAUGCUCACUGGAAAACCAUUAUUUCCUGGAAAAAAUGUGGUGCAUCAGUUGGACCUUAUGACAGAUCUUAUGGGGACUCCACCCCCUGAAGCCAUUUCAAGGAUAAGAAAUGAGAAGGCCAGAAGAUAUUUAAGUAGCAUGAGGAAAAAGCCACCAAUCCCAUUCUCACAAAAGUUUCCUAAUGUAGAUCCAUUGGCUCUUCGCCUUUUAGAGCGUCUUCUUGCAUUUGAUCCCAAAGACCGACCAUCCGCUGCAGAAGCAUUAACUGAUCCAUACUUUUAUGGAUUGUCAAGUGCAGAUCGUGAACCUUGCACUACUCCCAUUUCAAAACUGGAAUUUGAAUUUGAACGGAGGAAACUGGCAAAAGAUGACGUUAGAGAGCUAAUUUAUAGAGAGAUAUUGGAGUACCAUCCCCAGAUGCUUCAAGAAUAUCUUCGUGGUGGCCAGGAUCAGACUAGCUUCAUGUACCCCAGUGGAGUUGAUCGAUUCAAGAGACAGUUCGCUCAUCUCGAGGAACAUUUAGGUAAAGGUGAAAAAAGCACACCACUCUCGAGGCAGCAUGCUUCCUUGCCUAGGGAGCGAGUUCCUGCACCUAAAACUGAUGCAAAUGAAAACAAUGACAUGGAAAAUCGAGCAGUUGCUCGUACUGCUCUUGAAAGCCCUCCCAAGUCAAACGCCGAUGGAUCAGAAAAUGAAGUGCCUCAAAAUGGUCAAAAUAAAGGCAACUAUAGCGCUCGGAGCUUGUUGAAGAGUGCCAGUAUCAGUGGUUCCAAAUGUAUAGGGGUGCAAUCCAGAAAAGACCCUGAGGAAGAACCAAUUGCAGAGAAUGAGGAGGCAGUUGAUGAACUUACAAAAAAGGCUACAGCCCUCGCAACCUGAUUAUCUGAGAUAGUUGUGGAUACUGGGGUUAGAUGUCUUAUCUGCAUUCCUCGCGAUUUCAAAAUUUGAAAUCGCAUCUGGAACAUCAUCCACAAAUAUUUACAGAAAAUUUUGGGCCUUUUCGUGUUCCCGAUAGACAUCAAGGAUUAGAUUUCCUGUUGUCACUCUUUCGCCAAUUGUUGUCUUAAAAUUCAUCGUAUGCAACGAAAUGGAGGGAAGGGUGGGGGAUAUGAUUUGCCCUCCAUUUAAGUUUGAGACUGUGAUUUUGCAGUUCAAUUUUUUAAUAUCCUUUUUGAGCUUAGAAAAGCAUGUAUACCUUUUCUUGGCCUUUAAGACGUAAUUUAUGAAGAAAAAGUUUUCCAUGCUCUCACUGCUUACAUAUUUGUUAUUGCCAUUAUAAGCAGCUCUCUGAUGAUUGUAGUUUGUAAUCUGAGUUUUUUAUACCUAGUAAUUAGUGAGUUAUCUCUUUUUUUAUUUUGUAAUGUAUUUACUUUAAUCUUCUGAGGGGAGACAUUACUUUCACUUAAAAGAUUGUAUACGUGAAUUGUGAAAGAUGAUAGGUCAAAAGUUGUAAAAAAAAGAAUUAAAUUUUAAAAAUAACAUUACUUUGAGUUAAUAUUGUA